UCCAAUAUGCCUCAAAAUGAGCAUAUUGAACUUCAUCGGAAAAGAUAUGGAUAUCGAUUUGAUUACCAUGAGAAAAAGCGGAAGAAGGAAGGCCGUCUGCCCCAUGAAUUGGCGCAAAAGGCUAAAAAAUUGAGAGGCUUAAAGGCUAAAAUGUACAACAAGCAACGAUUUGCUGAAAAGGUACAAAUGAAGAAAACUCUGCGCAUGCAUGAAGAAAAAGGUACCAAGAAGAGAGAUCCUGAUAAAGUUCCUGAAGGAGCAUUACCUGCAUAUUUGUUAGAUCGUGAAGGGCAAUUACGUGCAAAAAUUCUUUCUAACACCAUCAAACAGAAACGUAAGGAAAAGGCUGGAAAAUGGGCUGUGCCGUUGCCUAAAGUUAGAGGAGUAAGUGAAGCUGAAACAUUCAAAGUUAUUAAAACUGGCAAACGUAAGAAGAAAGCAUGGAAGAGAAUGGUCACCAAAGUCUGCUAUGUGGGUGAGGGAUUUACUCGAAAACCCCCAAAAUUUGAAAGAUUUAUUCGACCGAUGGGUUUGAGAUUUAAUAAAGCUCAUGUUACGCAUCCAGAAUUAAAAGCAACAUUUUAUUUACCUAUCAUAGGAGUUAAAAAGAAUCCAAAUUCUGCUUUAUUUACCAACCUCGGUGUUAUUACAAAAGGAACUGUCAUUGAAGUAAAUAUAAGUGAACUUGGACUUGUUACUCAAGGUGGAAAAGUUGUUUGGGGAAAAUACGCCCAAGUGACCAAUAAUCCGGAAAAUGAUGGUUGUAUUAAUGCUGUUUUGUUGGUUUGAAGCAAAUAAACAUAUUUGUAA
Molecule: messenger RNA, 810 nt
Organism: Uloborus diversus
Lineage: Eukaryota; Metazoa; Arthropoda; Arachnida; Araneae; Uloboridae
Gene: Ip259
Product: ribosome biogenesis protein NSA2 homolog
Exons: 1
Coding region: 7-789 (260 amino acids)
Biological process (GO): maturation of 5.8S rRNA; maturation of LSU-rRNA
Cellular component (GO): nucleolus; preribosome, large subunit precursor
Source: RefSeq, a predicted model, not a curated record